Messenger RNA from Crotalus tigris (Tiger rattlesnake), 2405 nucleotides. RefSeq names its product ubiquitin conjugating enzyme E2 D3 (gene UBE2D3). The record is from RefSeq and is a predicted model, not a curated record. The transcript is spliced from 9 exons. Lineage: Eukaryota; Metazoa; Chordata; Lepidosauria; Squamata; Viperidae. Bases 491 to 937 code for a protein of 148 amino acids. Gene Ontology annotation, molecular function: ubiquitin conjugating enzyme activity. Gene Ontology annotation, biological process: protein K11-linked ubiquitination; ubiquitin-dependent protein catabolic process. Gene Ontology annotation, cellular component: nucleus.
GACCUGCCUCGUUAAAUAGAUCCGGCCGUGACGGCCAUUCACCUAGUGCGCAAUCCCGAAAGGGAGAAGAGGGCCGAGCGGCGUAUUUGCUGGAGGCGGCCGAAAGCGCGCACGCGCUUCAUCCCGAUUCUAACGGCAGCUGGACUGAGGUUGUCGCGGAGCCGUCGCUGCUUUUUUGCCGGAGAGGCUCGUCGGGAGACAUCCGCCGAUCGAAAGAGGCGGCGCCGUUGACGUCGCGGCUGGUGUUCGGUGCGGGCGGGCGCCCCCGGCUGUUUCCGGAGGAAGGAGAAAAACGCAGGCAGCGAGCGAGCGAGCGACUCCAUCCCCCACCCGCAGGGAGGGAGUGCGGCAGCGGCGGCGCAGACAGGCCCGACGAGGCGGAGGCGAAGGAGGCGCAGUUCGAGUGACCCCCCCCGGCCGCGGCGGCCACCCACCACCACCACCACCACCACCACCCUUACCGCGACGCUCUCCCCGCGCAGAAGGAAGGAUGGCGCUGAAACGCAUCAACAAGGAACUUAGUGAUUUGGCUCGUGACCCACCAGCUCAGUGUUCUGCAGGCCCUGUUGGAGAUGACAUGUUUCAUUGGCAAGCUACAAUUAUGGGUCCUAAUGACAGUCCAUAUCAAGGCGGUGUUUUCUUUCUGACAAUUCAUUUCCCCACAGACUACCCUUUCAAGCCACCUAAGGUUGCAUUUACAACACGAAUUUAUCAUCCAAAUAUUAACAGUAAUGGCAGCAUUUGUCUUGACAUUCUAAGGUCACAGUGGUCUCCUGCUUUAACUAUUUCUAAAGUUCUCUUAUCCAUUUGUUCACUGUUAUGUGAUCCAAAUCCAGAUGAUCCCCUAGUGCCAGAGAUUGCGCGCAUCUAUAAAACAGACAGAGACAAGUACAAUAGGUUAGCAAGAGAGUGGACAGAGAAAUACGCUAUGCUGUAGGGUACAACAGAAUAUCUCGGGAAUGGACUCAGAAGUAUGCCAUGUGAUGCUACCUUAAGUCAGAAUAACCUGCAUUAUAGCUGGAAUAAACUUUAAAUUACUGUUCUUUUUUGAUUUUCUUAUCCGGCUGCUCCCCUAUCAGACCUCAUCUAUUUUUUUUUUAAAAUUUACCUCUAUCCAUUCAUGCACAUGCUCAUCUGAGAAGACUUUAGCUCUUCCAGCUUUGGACAAUAACUGCUUUUUAGAAUUUGUAAAGUAGUUAUACAAGAACAAUUGCCCAAGAUUCAGAAUUCUUUAAAUGGAGCAUGUGUGUUGUGGCCAAUGUCUUCACUCUAACUUGGUUAUGAGAUUGAAAUCAUUUCUCACUGCUCUAACAGUCCUUCUGAAGAAAUCACCCAAAGGGAGGGGAGAUGGAUGUUCAGUUUGCUCACAUCACAGGAAAUAGCAUUGCUGUAGCAUCAUCCAUCUUGUUUUAAAACCUUCCAGUGUUAGAGACUGAGGUUUCAUGACAUACUUGUGCUCAUAACUGGUAUGGUUGGAGAAUUGGUACAGAACUUGUAGCAUCAUCAGAACAGAACACGUGAUGUAUCUUAUGCAUGUCAAUAAAGGAAUGACCAGUUCUUGUUCUACAGAGAAUGGAGAUUGGAAGUCCAACAUCCCUUGUAUUCCAAAAUAGGGUCUCGGAACAUUUUUGUAAUUCUCAUUUAAAUUUUGUUAGGAUGCUUGGAGCUAUUAGUUAAUCUAUCUUCCACAGCAGUUUAAUAUAGCACUGAAUAAAUGAUGCAAGUUGUCAAUGGAUGAAUGAUCAACUAAUAGCUCUCCUAGUAAUUGAUUUUAUUUUCUUCAAUAAAGUUACAUAAACCAAUGAGUUAGCUGCCUGAAUUAAUCAGUAUGGGAAACAAAGUCUUUUGUAAAAGCAAAGGUGGUUUUUGUAUAUACUUGUUGGGAUUUGCCUCAUUGUUUGACAUCAAAUAAUGAUGUGAAGUUAGUAGAGUGAACCUUUUGCCAUGUUCAGUUAUAAUACUUGGUCUGUGUUCAGGUUGACACAUUGAUCAGCCCUGGAAUAUGCAGAAUUAAUAAGCUAACCUAGUAGUGUAGACUUUAGUGAGCUACACAAGGUCCUGGGAACCAAGUUUUCAAUUACAGACUUGGAACUCAGAUGAUAUAUGUACAGGUGUAUUGUGGAGACUUCACCAAAUGCACCCAGCUUGCUAACUGAGAAGCAUUUCUUCGCCUUGUAUACUUGACAGCUGAAAGAUCUUUUUGUGGGAGUAAAGAGGCAAAAUUGCAAAAUAAAGUACUGUUUUGAUGUGGGAAUUGUCAUGAGGUUGUGUUGAAGUGAGUUUUCAAUGUGGGAUGUUUGCUGUCCAAAGGAUUAUCAUGCUACCACCUAUAUUAACAAACAUUUUUUGCUGCAAGGAUCACUAUUUUAGGGUGACUAAAAAUUAAUAAAGUCAUUGCUACAGUA